AUGCUGUCAAACCCCACCGAACACUUACGCCGAGCAGUUUCUAAAUUGAACUGGUAUUCUCCAGGCGCUUUUUCAGAAACGCAGGCUCACUUUGGGUCACGCUCAGAGUGCUACGAGAGGGAAAUGUCGGUAUAUAGUGCUCUGAGAGAGUUUGCUAUAAACAUUUUAAAGACAGGACGCGGGUCGCAGGCGAGGUUGCACCGCAGCACCCGGUUUGUCAGAGCAGAGCGGGCCGGAAGCGGAAGUGAGCGAGGGUGGAGCAAGAUGGCGGUGUCGGCGGUGCAGGCCAUUCUUCUCGAGUCCGACGUUUUCCCAGUUUGUUUCAACCACGCUCUGAGCACAGAGAAGGAGGAGGUGAUGGGGCUGUGUAUAGGGGAGUUGAAUGACGACACAAGGAGCCUCUCCAAAUUUGCAUAUGCUGGAACUGAAAAGCACACAGGUGCUGAGAAGGUUGACACCAUCAGAAUUGUUCACAUUCAUUCUGUCAUCAUUUUGCGACAUUCUGAUAAGAGGAAGGACCGAGUAGAAAUUUCUCCAGAGCAGCUGUCUGCAGCCUCAACAGAGGCAGAAAGGUUGACUGAACUAACAGGUCGCCCCAUGAGAGUCGUGGGCUGGUAUCAUUCCCAUCCUCAUAUAACUGUUUGGCCUUCGCAUGUUGAUGUUCGCACCCAAGCCGUGUACCAGAUGAUGGAUCAAGGCUUUGUGGGACAUUUUUCCUGUUUCACAGAAGAUAAGAACACAAAGACUGGCCAGGUACUCUACACUUGCUUCCAAUCCAUACAGGCCCCAAAGAGCUCAGAGUAUGAGAGGAUUGAAAUCCCAAUCCAUAUUGUACCUCAUGUUACCAUUGGGAAUGUGUAUCUUGAAUCAGCAGUAGAGAUGCCCAAGAUCCUGUGCCAGGAGGAGCAGAAGGCAUAUAGGAGGAUCCACAGCCUUACACAUCUGGACUCAGUAACCAAGAUCCAUAAUGGCUCAGUGUUUACCAAGAAUCUGUGCAGUCAGAUGUCAGCAGUCAGUGGGCCUCUUCUACAGUGGUUGGAGGACAGAUUGGAGCAAAAUCAACAGCAUUUGCAGGAGUUACAACAAGAAAAGGAAGAACUUAUGCGAGAACUUUCUUCUCUAGAAUAA
Lemur catta (Ring-tailed lemur) is the source of this 1128-nucleotide messenger RNA. Its product is annotated as lys-63-specific deubiquitinase BRCC36-like. Lineage: Eukaryota; Metazoa; Chordata; Mammalia; Primates; Lemuridae. The record is from RefSeq and is a predicted model, not a curated record. Gene Ontology annotation, biological process: double-strand break repair. Gene Ontology annotation, cellular component: BRISC complex; BRCA1-A complex. Gene Ontology annotation, molecular function: polyubiquitin modification-dependent protein binding; metallopeptidase activity; cysteine-type deubiquitinase activity.